AUGGCUAUACAUCAACUACCAUCAGAAUCCCAAUGGAAGAUCGUUUCUAGUUCCUUUAUUUACGGUCCAGUAGCAGCUGUAAGGGAGUUAUUAGAUAAUAGCAUCGAUUCGGGUGCCAAAAAGAUAUACGUUGAUGUAGACUCCACUACAGGAGGGUGUGAGUAUAUAUCGGUUAAGGAUGACGGAUCAGGUGUGGAUAUUAGCGAUAGACUUUCGAUGUGUUUGAACCACACCACGUCAAAGAUAAGUACGUUGGGUGAUAUUUCAAUUUUAACUACCUUAGGGUUCAGAGGUGAAGCGCUGUUUCUCCUAUCAAAUUUGUGUAAUCAGCAAGGCUCAAUGCAAGUGGAGACGAAAACAGGAGAUGAUGUCAUUGGAGAACAAUGGUUAAUCGAUAGCGAAGGUGCUAUUGCUAAUGGAAAACGGUAUAAAGUGUCUUGUCCCGUUGGUACUACGGUAACACUAAGAAAACUCCUCGGCGGAUUGCGAGCAAGAUACAUUGAGAUUUCCUCGAAACCAAGAAAAUCACUUGAUGAACUAACAUACUUGAUAAAUCAUUAUUCCCUAAUUCACAGAGACAUUCGAUUUUAUUUUUCACUAGUGUCAUUACGAAAGAACGGUGCCGUCGAGCGUAAACAAAUGCAAGAGACGCUAGAUUCCAAGAUUUCUAGAGCACGAAGUUUAUCCUUACUAACUAAACUGAAAAAGCCUGUGUCACUAAAUUUUAUUACAGAGGAAAAAUUAGUCAUUGACGAGAAGAUAACUUUAGACUUGAUCUUGCCAAGAAUGGUGCCACAAUCCGAUGUUAUUAACAUAAAGAAGCGGUUUAGAUUUUUAUCUGUCAAUAAAAGGGCCUUAUCCAUAAGUUUGGAGACAGGAAAAGCUAUUUCUAAGCUAAUGUCAUCAAUCUACAGGAGCGCAAACCUACUGGAACCUAUGGUUUGGUUUAUUAACUUGAAUUGCGAUACAAAACUACUUGACGUAAAUAUUGAACCAGAGAAAAAUGAUGUGAUGAUCAAAAGCUUUGAAGUGAUACUUGAAAAAAUUGAAACUAAAUUGAAGUCUCUAUUAGAAAAGUGGAUUGGCACAAAUAGGAAUUUGCCAGGCGAUGAAAAUGUUCAGUCUCCUGCCAAGAAAGGAAUUAUUCCUACAUCAAUGAUUCUUCAACCUGACGUGGAGAACGAGACAAUCAAAAGUCGGAACAAUGCUACAGAUGAAGAUAAAAGUGAAGGCAAACAAAAAAAGUCCGGUUCGAUAAUACACCCACUUUAUGUGGACGAACCAAACUUGGAAAAUACGACUAUUGUUGCUGCAACUUCUUCUCCUCCACAGCUUGGCGAAAAUGAAGCUCUUGACCAGCAAACUCAGGAGGAUCAUCUAAACUGUAAAAUAUCAAGUUCCGGAUCCAUAGCUUCCGAGGAUGCUACAAAUUGGCGUCAUAAUUUGCAACAAGAAUUGAGCGAAAGCAGUGAAGUGAUAGGAGCUGGCUCCUCUACAUUGCCCUCUUCACUAACUUAUAACUACAUAGAAACUAUUCCAGAAGACGAAGAUUUAGAAGUCUCCAAAGACGCUUCUAUUUCUAAUCCCUUUAUGAUUACGAAAAUAAGAAAUGCCAACAAGAAACUAAGCGAAGACCCAUACAAGGCUAAACAUAAUAAUUGCGACAGCGCUGGUGCAAGUGAAAUACGCGAGAGAAGGCAGCUGUCAAACACAGCGAAAGGUGAGCUAUUGAAGCUUCAGCAAAUUUACAAUAAAAGAAGCAGCAGCGCGGACAUUACCGAUCCACAUAAUUCGAAACAAAAUAAUAUUGAUAAAUACGCAAAAAGGGUGCCCUGCAUGCACAAUAGAAAACCAAAACUCAUGCAUUUUUCCGAAUAUACCAAUAACUACGUCUUCACUCUAGAAAACAGAAAGCUUUCAACACACAGUACCGAUAGCUUCGCCAAAGAAGCUCUGUGGUUACGGUCCAGAGAUGAUCAUGCAAACCCUUCGUCCAGCCUUUUGCAAGGUCUACGAGGGCGUGUGAAGAAGCGGGGACGCAUUGAAGUCACGGCAAAUGAGUGGUGCCUCUUCACACUAGACAGCACCUGA
Saccharomyces kudriavzevii IFO 1802 is the source of this 2091-nucleotide messenger RNA. It is a transcript of the gene MLH2, whose product is annotated as mismatch repair protein MLH2. The record is from RefSeq and is a predicted model, not a curated record. Gene Ontology annotation, molecular function: mismatched DNA binding; ATP hydrolysis activity; ATP-dependent DNA damage sensor activity. Gene Ontology annotation, biological process: mismatch repair. NCBI's taxonomy places the organism in Eukaryota, Fungi, Ascomycota, Saccharomycetes, Saccharomycetales, Saccharomycetaceae. The transcript has a single exon. The coding region runs from base 1 to 2091 and encodes 696 amino acids. Gene Ontology annotation, cellular component: MutLalpha complex.